This is a messenger RNA of Paramecium sonneborni, 955 nucleotides long. The record is from the annotation of a GenBank genome assembly. Lineage: Eukaryota; Ciliophora; Oligohymenophorea; Peniculida; Parameciidae.
CAAAUAUUAAACAAUUAUGCCACUUUAUUUUUGUGCAGGUAUUGGAUUCCCAUCAUUAACAAUUCUAUGUUCAUAUCUAUAAAAUAAAGAUGAUAGAUUUAUUUAUGGAUUGGCUAUUGCAGCUAUAUUCAGUGGUGUCAAACUUAUUAUUAAAUUAUGAGUUUUAUUAUUUUUAUUUUAUAUACAGUAUAUUGUUCAUAAAGCACAGGACUUAGAAUUGAUUUAAAUGUUGAAAUACCUUUAUGGUAAAAUCAAUAUGUCAUUUUUAAUUCAACAUCAACUUAAGAAGGAGCAAAUCAAGAAAUUUAUCCACAAAAAAAAAUUUUAGCAAAUUUAGUAUUACAAAUAAUAAAGUUAGAAAAAUAAUUCACUAGGAGUCUACUCUUAGAAAUUUGAUUUUCUUGAAUUGUUAUAUGAAGAAGAUGUUGCAUGUUAUCAAUAAAAUGUUAUGAUACUUAGAGAUGUUUAAAGUUGCACACAAAGUUGUUCUUUCUAAAAAAGUUAUUAUGAGUAUCUAGGAUAAAGUAGUGUUUCAUAAAACAUUUCUAAAAAUUCCUCCUAUAUAAUUGAUAAUACAUAAUUGCCUUGUGUUAAUGGAACAUUUUUUAAAUUACUUGUCCCCUGGGUGACAGUUUAAAUUUUAUUUACCUUUUAAGAUUCUUCUUAUUUGAUUGGAACUAUCAGUAUUUAUUAUAAUCAUUUAAGUUAUUGUCUUACUUGUCACUAUUAUUACUAUUUAAAUUAUGUCCAUUAUUGUAUUGUACUAUAAAUUAAGAAAAUAUAAAAAAAAAAUAAAACGUUCUUAAGACAAAAGUAUAGCUAAAAGAAAUAUUAUUAUGAGAAGUGAUUAUCAAGUAAAUAUAUAAAAAAGUAUAUUAAAUAGGAAAGUAAUGAAGAACAAUCUCUAUCACUUUAAGAAAUCAAGAGCUAAUAAAUUUCUUAUUUUUAGAGUUGA